UGCUGUAAUUGAUGAAAUUGGAGCUUCCAUAUUUGACUCAGAAACUGAUAGGAGAGGGAGGGUUGGUGGACAACACUAGCGAACAAAACAGGUCAAGAGAGCCACCUCAAUCACAUUCCAUUCUAUGCCAUGCCAUGUUAUGUUAUGCUGGAUUCAUUGAUCAUGUGACUUAAGCCCAUUGCUUCUCCUUCCCUUCCUACCAAUUGCUUUUUUACUCAGUUAGCGUUACCCAUAUUUGAAUUACAGCUAAUUUGGUCUUUGAUUGAAUAAUCACGCCAGCCACACAGAGAGAGAAGAGAGAGAGAGGGGGUAGAUGGGAACUACUACUACAACAACAAGAGGUGUGGCCGAGGCAGGUACCACGUGCAGCUUUCAUUGAAGAGACCCACCAGGUGGGUAGGUGACACUUUCUGCUGUGUGCUGAAUCGGAAGGUCGAGGGGUAAUUGGUUGAAAAGUACACAGGAGAGACAUUAAAGGAGAAGAAGAAUGGCUGAGCUUGGUCGUGGGAAUGGAUACAUAAAUGGUGUUCUACCAAAUAGGCACCCUGCUACAAUAUCUGAAGUAGAUGAAUUCUGCAACGCCCUUGGUGGGAACAGGCCAAUUCAUAGCAUAUUAAUCGCAAACAAUGGAAUGGCAGCAGUCAAGUUUAUACGCAGCGUUAGGAGCUGGGCCUAUGAGGCCUUUGGCACAGAGAAAGCUAUCUUAUUGGUUGCCAUGGCUACACCAGAGGACAUGAGAAUCAAUGCAGAACAUAUCAGAAUAGCUGAUCAGUUUGUGGAAGUACCUGGUGGGACCAAUAACAAUAACUAUGCGAAUGUGCAGCUUAUUCUAGAGAUGGCCGAGAUAACUCACGUUGAUGCUGUGUGGCCUGGUUGGGGUCACGCAUCAGAAAAUCCUGAGCUUCCAGAUGCAUUAAAAGCAAAAGGAAUUGUAUUUCUUGGUCCUCCUGCUAUAUCUAUGGCUGCGUUGGGAGAUAAAAUUGGUUCAUCAUUGAUUGCUCAGGCAGCUGAAGUGCCAACCCUUCCAUGGAGCGGUUCUCAUGUGAAAAUUCCGCCUGAAAGUUCUUUGAUCACUAUUCCCAAUGAAAUUUAUCGCGAAGCAUGUGUUUAUACAACAGAAGAAGCAAUUGCAAGCUGUCAAGUUGUAGGAUACCCUGCAAUGAUCAAGGCAUCUUGGGGUGGUGGUGGUAAAGGCAUAAGAAAGGUUCAUAAUGAUGAUGAGGUAAGAGCAUUGUUCAAGCAAGUUCAAGGUGAAGUUCCAGGCUCACCUAUAUUUAUAAUGAAGGUUGCGUCCCAGAGCCGGCAUCUAGAGGUUCAGUUACUUUGUGAUCAGUACGGAAAUGUUGCAGCUUUGCAUAGUCGUGAUUGCAGUGUUCAAAGAAGGCAUCAAAAGAUCAUCGAGGAGGGUCCUAUUACUGUAGCACCCCCAGAAACAGUGAAACAACUCGAACAGGCAGCUAGAAGAUUGGCUAAAUCUGUAAAUUAUGUUGGGGCAGCUACUGUUGAGUAUCUUUAUAGCAUGGAAACUGGCGAGUACUACUUUUUAGAAUUAAACCCCCGGCUACAGGUUGAGCAUCCUGUUACUGAGUGGAUAGCAGAGAUAAAUCUGCCAGCAGCACAAGUUGCCAUUGGGAUGGGUAUCCCUCUUUGGCAAAUUCCUGAGAUAAGGCGUUUCUAUGGGGUGGAACAUGGUGGGGGCAAUGAUGCAUGGAAGAAAACAUCAGUUUUAGCUACUCCUUUUGAUUUUGACAAAGCAGAAUCUACGAGGCCAAAAGGUCAUUGUGUGGCUGUGCGUGUGACAAGUGAGGACCCCGAUGAUGGUUUUAAGCCUACAAGUGGCAAAGUGCAGGAGCUCAGCUUUAAAAGCAAGCCAAAUGUGUGGGCAUACUUCUCUGUUAAGUCUGGAGGAGGAAUUCACGAAUUCUCAGAUUCCCAGUUUGGGCAUGUUUUUGCUUUUGGAGAGUCUAGGGCGUUAGCAAUUGCGAAUAUGGUUCUGGGGCUGAAGGAGAUUCAAAUUCGUGGAGAAAUCCGUACCAAUGUUGAUUACACCAUUGAUCUUCUAAAUGCUUCAGACUACAGAGAAAAUAAAAUUCACACAGGAUGGCUGGACAGUAGAAUUGCAAUGCGGGUUAGAGCAGAGAGGCCUCCCUGGUAUCUUUCUGUUGUUGGAGGGGCACUCUAUAAAGCUUCUGCUAGCAGUGCAGCUUUGGUUUCAGACUAUGUUGGCUAUCUUGAAAAGGGACAAAUCCCUCCCAAGCACAUAUCUCUUGUCCAUUCUCAAGAGUCCUUGAACAUUGAAGGAAGCAAAUAUACGAUUGACAUGAUACGAGGUGGACCUGGAAGUUAUAGAUUGAGAAUGAAUCAAUCAGAGAUAGAAGCAGAGAUACAUACUUUACGUGAUGGAGGUUUGCUGAUGCAGUUGGAUGGAAACAGUCAUGUAAUAUAUGCAGAGGAAGAAGCAGCUGGAACUCGCCUUCUAAUAGAUGGAAGGACUUGCUUGCUUCAGAAUGAUCAUGAUCCAUCCAAAUUAGUUGCAGAGACGCCAUGCAAGCUUCUGAGAUAUUUGGUUGUGGAUGACAGUCAUAUUGAUGCUGACACACCAUAUGCUGAAGUUGAGGUCAUGAAGAUGUGCAUGCCUCUUCUUUCACCUGCUUCUGGGAUUAUUCAUUUCAAAAUGUCUGAAGGUCAAGCAAUGCAGGCUGGUGAACUCAUAGCAAGGCUUGAUCUAGAUGACCCUUCAGCUGUAAGAAAGGCAGAACCGUUUAAUGGGAGCUUCCCAGUCCUGGGCCCUCCUACUGCAAUUUCUGGUAAAGUUCAUCAGAAAUGCGCUGCAAACUUAAAUGCUGCACGGAUGAUUCUAGCUGGUUAUGAGCACAAUAUUGAUGAAGUUGUGCAAAGUUUGCUCAUUUGCCUUGAUAGUCCUGAAUUGCCUUUCCUUCAAUGGCAAGAGUGCUUGGCAGUUCUGGCGACCCGUCUUCCCAAAGAUCUGAAAAAUGAGUUGGAAUCAAAAUAUAAGGAGUUCGAGAGGAUUUCAAACUCCCAAAUUGUUGAUUUCCCUGCUAAGUUAUUGAAGGGAAUUCUUGAAGCUCAUCUUUCCUCGUGUCCUGAUAAAGAAAAAGGAGCCCAAGAGAGACUAGUUGAACCUCUACUGAGUCUUGUUAAGUCUUAUGAGGGUGGAAGAGAGAGCCAUGCCCAUAUAAUUGUUCAAUCCCUUUUUGAAGAGUAUCUUUUUGUUGAAGAACUAUUUAGUGAUAAUAUACAGGCUGAUGUGAUUGAACGUCUGCGGCUACAAUACAAGAAAGAUUUAUUGAGGAUUGUAGAUAUAGUGCUCUCUCAUCAGGGUGUCAAGAGUAAAAAUAAGCUGAUACUGCGACUAAUGGAUAAAUUGGUGUACCCCAACCCAGCUGCCUAUAGGGAUCAGUUAAUCCGUUUUUCUGUUCUCAACCAUACAAGUUAUUCUGAGUUGGCUCUUAAGGCAAGUCAACUACUGGAACAAACUAAAUUGAGUGAACUUCGAUCCAGCAUUGCUAGAAGUCUUUCUGAACUAGAGAUGUUCACUGAGGAUGGUGAAAAUAUUGAUACUCCUAAGAGAAAGAGUGCCAUUAAUGACCGAAUGGAGGACCUUGUGAGUGCUCCUUUGGCAGUUGAAGAUGCCCUUGUGGGUUUAUUUGAUCACAGCGAUCAUACCCUUCAAAGGAGAGUUGUAGAAACUUACAUACGCAGGCUCUACCAGCCAUAUCUUGUCAAAGGGAGUGUCAGGAUGCAGUGGCACAGAUCUGGUCUUAUUGCUACAUGGGAGUUCUAUGAUGAGUACAUUGACAGGAAGAAUGGGGUUGAAGACCAAGUUUCAAAUAAAAUGGCAGCAGAGAAACAUAGUGAGAAGAAGUGGGGAGUGAUGGUUAUAAUUAAAUCUCUUCAAUUUUUGUCUGCAAUUAUCAGUGCUGCAUUAAGGGAGGCAACCAAUAACCUUCAUGAAGCACUUACAAGUGGUUCUGUUGAACAAAUUAACCAUGGUAAUAUGAUGCAUAUUGGAUUAGUGGGCAUCAACAACCAGAUGAGUUUACUGCAAGAUAGUGGUGACGAGGAUCAGGCUCAAGAAAGAAUCAAUAAGUUAGCCAAAAUACUCAAAGAGCAGGAAGUAGGCUCUACUAUACGAGCAGCAGGUGUUGGAGUAAUUAGCUGUAUCAUACAAAGGGAUGAAGGACGUGCCCCAAUGAGGCACUCCUUUCACUGGUCAGCAGAAAAGCUGCAUUAUGAGGAGCAACCUCUGUUGCGUCAUCUGGAACCUCCGCUAUCCAUUUAUCUUGAAUUGGACAAACUUAAAGGCUAUGAAAAUAUACGUUAUACCCCAUCUCGUGAUCGUCAAUGGCACCUGUACACAGUUGUGGAUCAUAAGCCAAUACCAAUUCAAAGAAUGUUUCUUCGAACACUUUUAAGACAGCCCUCCUCAAAUGAAGGAUUCUCUUCGUAUCAAAGGCUGGAUGCAGAAACAUCUCGUACUGAAUUGGCUAUGUCCUUCACUUCAAGGAGCAUUUUUAGGUCCUUGAAAGCUGCAAUGGAUGAGUUGGAACUUAAUGCACACAAUGCCAAUAUCAAAUCUGAACAUGCUCAUAUGUACCUCUAUAUCAUACGCGAGCAACAAAUAGAUGAUCUCGUGCCUUAUCCCAAGAGGAUUAACGUAGAUGCUGGGCAAGAAGAAACAACAGUUGAAGCAAUCUUGGAACAACUGGCACAGGAAAUCCAUUCAUUUGUUGGUGUAAGAAUGCAUAGAUUGGGGGUUCUUGUGUGGGAAGUCAAGCUCUGGAUGGCAGCUUGUGGACAGGCAAAUGGUGCUUGGAGGGUCAUUGUAAACAAUGUGACUGGUCAUACAUGCACUGUACAUAUAUAUCGAGAAAUGGAGAAUUCCAACACUCAUAAAGUGGAAUAUAGUUCAGUCACAGUAAAGGGUCCACUGCAUGGUGUACCUGUGAAUGAAAAUUAUCAACCUUUGGGGGUUAUUGAUCGAAAACGUCUUUCAGCAAGAAAGAACAGCACCACGUACUGCUAUGAUUUUCCCCUUGCAUUUGAAACAGCCUUGGAACAGUCAUGGGCAUUCCAACAGCCAGGAUUUCAACAAGCCAAGGAUAAAAAUCUUCUAAAGGUAACAGAGCUUAAAUUUGCUGACAAAGAAGGAAGCUGGGGUACUCCUCUUGUUCCUGUGGAGCGUCUCCCUGGAAUCAAUGAUGUUGGUAUGGUAGCCUGGUUUAUGGAAAUGUGCACCCCUGAGUUCCCAUCUGGAAGGACAAUAUUGGUUGUUGCAAAUGAUGUGACCUUCAAGGCUGGUUCUUUUGGCCCAAGAGAGGAUGCAUUCUUUCGUGCAGUAACUGAUCUUGCAUGUGCUAAAAAACUGCCUUUGAUUUAUUUAGCAGCAAAUUCUGGUGCCCGAUUAGGUGUAGCUGAGGAGGUCAAAGCAUGUUUCAGAGUUGGUUGGUCUGAGGAAUCUAAUCCUGAACAUGGCUUUCAGUAUGUAUAUUUAACACCUGAGGAUUAUGCUCGAAUUGGAUCAUCGGUCAUAGCACAUGAAUUGAAGCUUGAGAGUGGAGAAACCAGAUGGGUUAUAGAUACCAUUGUUGGCAAGGAGGAUGGCCUUGGAGUUGAAAACUUGAGUGGCAGUGGGGCCAUUGCUGGUGCUUAUUCAAGGGCAUACAAGGAAACUUUUACAUUGACAUAUGUGACUGGCAGAACGGUUGGCAUAGGUGCUUAUCUUGCUAGACUUGGGAUGAGAUGCAUUCAGAGGCUUGAUCAGCCCAUAAUUCUUACUGGUUUUUCAGCAUUAAACAAACUUCUUGGUCGAGAGGUAUACAGCUCUCACAUGCAACUUGGUGGACCUAAAAUCAUGGCAACUAAUGGAGUUGUUCAUCUUACAGUUUCUGAUGACCUUGAAGGUGUUUUUUCCAUUUUGAAGUGGCUUAGCUACAUUCCUUCUCAUGUGGGUGGUAUGCUUCCCAUUGUAAAGCCCCUUGAUCCUCCAGAAAGACCAGUAGAGUAUUUUCCAGAAAACUCGUGUGAUCCACGUGCUGCUAUUUCUGGAACUCUGGACAGUAAUGGAAAAUGGCUGGGGGGCAUUUUUGACAAGGAUAGCUUUGUAGAGACACUAGAAGGAUGGGCAAGGACAGUUGUUACAGGAAGGGCAAAGCUUGGAGGAAUCCCUGUGGGAAUUGUUGCUGUAGAAACACAGACUGUAAUGCAAAUAAUACCUGCUGAUCCAGGCCAGCUUGAUUCUCAUGAGAGGGUUGUUCCUCAAGCUGGGCAAGUGUGGUUCCCUGAUUCUGCAACCAAAACAGCCCAAGCAAUAUUGGAUUUCAACAGAGAAGAGCUCCCACUUUUCAUUCUUGCAAACUGGAGAGGCUUUUCAGGUGGGCAAAGGGAUCUUUUUGAAGGAAUUCUUCAGGCUGGUUCAACUAUUGUGGAAAACCUUAGAACAUACAAGCAGCCCAUAUUUGUAUACAUCCCAAUGAUGGGAGAACUCCGUGGUGGGGCGUGGGUUGUUGUUGACAGUAGAAUCAAUUCAGACCACAUUGAAAUGUAUGCCGAUCGAACAGCUAAAGGUAAUGUCCUUGAGCCUGAAGGAAUGAUUGAGAUCAAAUUUAGAACAAAAGAAUUGUUGGAGUGUAUGGGUAGACUUGAUCAACAGUUGAUAACUCUGAAGGCAAAAUAUCAGGAAGCCAAGAGUAACAGGGACCUUGAGACCUCUGAAUCCCUACAGCAGCAGAUUAAAUCCCGUGAGAAACAGCUUUUGCCUGUGUAUACCCAGAUAGCUACCAAAUUUGCUGAACUGCAUGAUACUUCCUUAAGAAUGGCUGCAAAGGGUGUAAUUAGAGAAGUUCUGGACUGGGGUAAUUCCCGUGCUGUCUUAUACCUGAGACUGCACAGGAGAAUUGGUGAGCAGUCGCUGAUCAACUGUGUGAGAGAUGCUGCUGGUGACCAUCUGUCACAUUUAUCUGCUUUGAACUUGCUCAAAGACUGGUAUUUAAAUUCUGAUAUUGCCAAAGGUAGAAAAGAUGCUUGGUUGGAUGAUGAAGCCUUCUUCAGGUGGAAGGAUAAUCCUGCAAAUUACGAGAAUAAACUAAAGGAACUACGUGUCCAGAAAGUGUUGUUUCAAUUGACAAAUAUUGGGGACUCAGUUCAAGAUUUGCAAGCUCUACCUCAAGGUCUUGCUGGCCUUUUAAGCAAGUUGGAGCCAUCAAAUCGUGUGAAGUUGACUGAUGAACUACGCAAAGUUCUUGUUUAGGAGACAAUACAUGCUCUUGUUAUGCUUAUGAUUGAGUCAUCAAGAAUCAUUUGAGUCAUUGAGGGGUGGGCAUAUAAAUGUACCCAUUUUCGUUGUGUCGAAUCCCUUAGCGAAGGGUAAGCUGGUAGCAGCAUCCCUCAAAAGGAUACUCUUACUUGAGGGAUCCGUUGCUUCAAGGUGUAAAUGAGUUGAGUCUUGGAUAUAUCCUUAAUUAUGCAGGUUGAGGAUCACAACCAGCAUCUCCAUGUUCCGUCUAUUUAUUUGCUGGUUGAUUGAUUCUUUUUAUAUAUUUGAAUAAAUAUGCAAUAAUGUGUAACAUUGAUUUUCUCUGCAUAACAAAGUUUUGGGUAGUCGAUAUAUGCUUUCCAUCAGGUUUUAAAUCUCCAUUGGCAGUAGAUUCAGGGAAAAUAUUAAUCAAACUAUCAAGCUUGCCAACAAUUUUUGUUUAAAAUACCUUGUAAUCGAUUUGACGUAUGCAAUUGGAAUUGUAGUUCAAAAUUCAUUUUAAUUGUCAAAAUUAAACU
Messenger RNA from Abrus precatorius (Indian licorice), 7794 nucleotides. RefSeq names its product acetyl-CoA carboxylase 1-like. The record is from RefSeq and is a predicted model, not a curated record. Gene Ontology annotation, molecular function: acetyl-CoA carboxylase activity; metal ion binding; ATP binding. NCBI's taxonomy places the organism in Eukaryota, Viridiplantae, Streptophyta, Magnoliopsida, Fabales, Fabaceae. Gene Ontology annotation, biological process: fatty acid biosynthetic process. The transcript is spliced from 33 exons. The coding region runs from base 488 to 7270 and encodes 2260 amino acids.